CACACAAACACACACAGCCGAACCGGUGGAUGAACUUCAGCUGGAUAAUGGAUUAACGCAUCAGACAGAUAGCAAAAAAGUAUGAGCUCCAGAUGUCAAUGUAUUGGAAGAAAACACCCACCCACCCACGGCGGGAUGAGUCACAGUGAGGCUGAAUGAGCGCCGGUGCGGACGGGGAGAUUCAGCGUGGGGUAUUUAACUCGUUUCUGCUACUUAAAGCUUCAAACGGCGGGUUUUUUAUGGAGAAGAGGAGCUCGAGCCGCCACACGGACUUGCUGCGCGAGGCGCUGGUGCCAGAUAUGGAUCGCGCGCGGGAUAGCUCCGGACGCUGGUGCGCAUCUUCAUAAAGUGCGACACUCCGACACCGACGAGCCCAAAAAGUGCAUCUGUCCCGAGUCCAGGCGGAGGACAGGCGGGAGGACGAGCCGCAGGAGCACCGCUGCUGCCGACCGACGAGAUAAUUUAGGGAGAAAAAGUUUGAGAAAAGCGCCCAAAGUACUUUUACUUUAAAAAAAAAAAAAAUCUCCACAGGAAGCUUUGAAGAUGCGUCAAGAGGUCGCGAGGAGAUUUCACGCGCUGCUCGUGAUUUGGUGGAUACUUGUCUUAAGUUUGGGGACAGGGUUUCCCGCCAGACACAAGAAUGUCGCCCACAAGGGUCAUGGCCACCAGAUUCACAGCGGUGGGGUCCAAUACGCCCCUGAGGCUUUGGAGCAGCAGAACCAGGUCCAGAGUCUCCUGCCGGAGCCCCACAACCACCAGAGGAGGUGGUCCCACCCGCAGCAUCGCUCUGUUGGCGUUCUCCCACAGCCUGAGCCCGAGGAGGAGACCAAACCCUUCAUCCUGGAUCUCAAGAACUUUCCAGACCUGGCCAACGCUGACAUCAACUCACAAAACCCAAACAUACAGGUAACCAUCGAGGUGGUGGACGACCCUCAGAUGGAGGUGGAGAUGGAUCUGGCGAAGGAAAAAGACUGGCUACCCUCCUCUUCCUCCUCGCCCUCUUCCACAGUGGACUGGCUCGGAGGCAAGAAGCUUUUCUGGCCCCUUUUCUGGAGUUACACCGACGCAGAUUCCAGCGAGGACAACAACAGCCGGUCAGGCGUGGAGGAAACUGGCGAGGAAGAGGAGGAGGAGGAUUACUCGCUGGAUUACGGCAGCGAAGAGCCCUUACCCAGCGGAGUGGGCGGAGACUGGGAUACGCGCUGGAACGAAGGCUGGGAUCCAAUGCAGAGCUACUACGAGAAGGAGACAGACGAGUGGACUCCCUGGUCUCCCUGUUCAGUGACUUGUGGAAACGGUGAGAGGAAGAGGACCAAGUCCUGCGGUUACUCCUGCACUCUGACAGAAGCCUCUAAGUGUGACCUGGAGCCGUGUCCUGGUGAUGUCAACACUGUGGCGGAGCCUUUCCCUUUCGAGAUGGAGAACGGCACAGAGCCAUUUGGGACAGAUGCGGACAGCUGUGAGAAGUGGCUCAACUGUAAGAGCGAGUUCCUCCAGCGGUACCUCCACCAGGUCUUGUCUGAGCUGCCCAGCUGCCCCUGCUCCUACCCCCCCGAGGUGGCGUACACUGUCGUCAGCGUCUACGACGAGAACCACGGCCGGCAGUUUCGUUGGCGUGACGCCAGCGGCCCCAAGGAGCGCCUGGACAUCUACAAGCCUUCAGCGCAUAACUGCAUGCGCUCUGCGCUUUCCGGCGACUCGUCCACUCUGGCGGCGCAGCACUGUUGUUACGGCGACCGCGGGCGGCUGAUCACGCGAGGGAAAGGCGCGGGAACGCCUAACCUGAUCAGCACCGAGUUCUCACCUGAGCUGCACUUCAAAGUGGACGUGCUGCCUUGGAUCCUGUGCAAGGGAGACUGGAGUCGCUUCCACGCCGUGCGGCCGCCAAACAAUGGAUUGAGCUGCCCGGAAAACCCCCACGAGGACGUGUUCAUGAACGAACUGGAGGAGGCGAGGGAGUACUGAGAGACCACAGCCAAAACUUCACUCAGAGAGUCAGAGCGCCCAAUCCUAAUUUGAGAGGAGACUGCCUACUUUAAAAAGUCAUGAAAUAUUCCACGUAAACCACGCGUCGUGCGUCACACGUGACGAAAUGCACACGUGUGAUUGGGAGGUUUUUUUGGGGUUAAGGUUUGACGGUGAAGUGAGGCUGUCUCAAGUUAGGAUUAGGCCCCGUGUCCCGAUAUCAGCGGAACUGAACUGAAUUACAAGAACGGAAAAAAAUGCAGUGUUCUCCCAUCGCUCGCCAACCAGUUUGUUCCACAUCUGGCGUAACAUCGAGCUCUCUCUCCUCAUAUUCACUCUCCCGGUGCGUGUAAGCGUGAUGUCCACCUGCUGGCUGUUUCUGAUGGUGUCCAGGGGCCAGGUGCAUAAAUGUGUCCACACAAAAGAAAAAAACAAGCCAACGUCUUUUCCCAAACAUAAACCGGUAUUUAUGAAGGAGUAAUGUGGUGAGAAGCACCUCACACAUUCUUCAGAGCGGCACAGUUUUAGCUGAGAGCGCUGCAGGAAAUAUGAUAAAAAAGGUUAUUAAAUUUAAGUUUAGAGACAGAAAACAAUCUUUCAAGAUUGUUUUCCAGUUUCACAGAUUUUUUUUUUUUUUGCAGCUUUUACUGUAAAAUG
Molecule: messenger RNA, 2622 nt
Organism: Plectropomus leopardus (leopard coralgrouper)
Lineage: Eukaryota; Metazoa; Chordata; Actinopteri; Perciformes; Serranidae
Gene: ism2b
Product: isthmin 2b
Source: RefSeq, a predicted model, not a curated record